This is a messenger RNA of Procambarus clarkii (red swamp crayfish), 1704 nucleotides long. The record is from RefSeq and is a predicted model, not a curated record. Lineage: Eukaryota; Metazoa; Arthropoda; Malacostraca; Decapoda; Cambaridae.
AUGCCCGGAGGAACGUGGCCUCUUAUGCCCGGAGGAACGUGGCCUCUUAUGCCCGGAGGAACGUGGCCUCUUAUGCCCGGAGGAACGUGGCCUCUUAUGCCCGGAGGAACGUGGCCUCUUAUGCCCGGAGGAACGUGGCCUCCUAUGCCCGGAGGAACGUGGCCUCUUAUGCCCGGAGGAACGUGGCCUCUUAUGCCCGGAGGAACGUGGCCUCUUAUGCCUGGAGGAACGUGGCCUCUUAUGCCUGGAGGAACGUGGCCUCUUAUGCCUGGAGGAACGUGGCCUCUUAUGCCUGGAGGAACGUGGCCUCUUAUGCCUGGAGGAACGUGGCCUCUUAUGCCUGGAGGAACGUGGCCUCUUAUGCCCGGAGGAACGUGGCCUCUUAUGCCUGGAGGAACGUGGCCUCUUAUGCCUGGAGGAACGUGGCCUCUUAUGCCUGGAGGAACGUGGCCUCUUAUGCCCGGAGGAACGUGGCCUCUUAUGCCCGGAGGAACGUGGCCUCUUAUGCCUGGAGGAACGUGGCCUCUUAUGCCUGGAGGAACGUGGCCUCUUAUGCCCGGAGGAACGUGGCCUCUUAUGCCCGGAGGAACGUGGCCUCUUAUGCCCGGAGGAACGUGGCCUCUUAUGCCCGGAGGAACGUGGCCUCUAAUGCCUGGAGGAACGUGGCCUCUUAUGCCCGGAGGAACGUGGCCUCUUAUGCCCGGAGGAACGUGGCCUCUUAUGCCUGGAGGAACGUGGCCUCUUAUGCCUGGAGGAACGUGGCCUCUUAUGCCCGGAGAAACGUGGCCUCUUGUGCCCGGAGGAACGUGGCCUCUUAUGCCCGGAGGAACGUGGCCUCUUAUGCCCGGAGGAACGUGGCCUCUUAUGCCCGGAGGAACGUGGCCUCUUAUGCCCGGAGGAACGUGGCCUCUUAUGCCUGGAGGAACGUGGCCUCUUAUGCCCGGAGGAACGUGGCCUCUUAUGCCUGGAGGAACGUGGCCUCUUAUGCCUGGAGGAACGUGGCCUCUUAUGCCCGGAGGAACGUGGCCUCUUAUGCCCGGAGGAACGUGGCCUCUUAUGCCCGGAGGAACGUGGCCUCUUAUGCACGGAGAAACGUGGCCUCUUAUGCCCGGAGGAACGUGGCCUCUUAUGCCCGGAGAAACGUGGCCUCUUAUGCCCGGAGAAACGUGGCCUCUUAUGCCCGGAGGAACGUGGCCUCUUAUGCCCGGAGGAACGUGGCCUUUUAUGCCCGGAGGAACGUGGCCUCUUAUGCCCGGAGAAACGUGGCCUCUUAUGCCCGGAGAAACGUGGCCUCUUAUGCCCGGAGGAACGUGGCCUCUUAUGCCUGGAGGAACGUGGCCUCUUAUGCCCGGAGGAACGUGGCCUCUUAUGCCCGGAGGAACGUGGCCUCUUAUGCCCGGAGGAACGUGGCCUCUUAUGCCCGGAGGAACGUGGCCUCUUAUGCCCGGAGAAACGUGGCCUCUUAUGCCCGGAGGAACGUGGCCUCUUAUGCACGGAGAAACGUGGCCUCUUAUGCCCGGAGGAACGUGGCCUCUUAUGCCCGGAGAAACGUGGCCUCCUAUGCCUGGAGGAACGUGGCCUCUUAUGCCCGGAGGAACGUGGCCUCUUAUGCCCGGAGAAACGUGGCCUCUUAUGCUCGGAGGAACGUGGCCUCUUAUGCCCGGAGGAACGUGUCAUUAUCUUGUCGUUGAAAGGGUUACAUGA